This is a messenger RNA of Cavenderia fasciculata, 987 nucleotides long. RefSeq lists its product as uncharacterized. Bases 1 to 987 code for a protein of 328 amino acids. Lineage: Eukaryota; Evosea; Eumycetozoa; Acytosteliales; Cavenderiaceae. The record is from RefSeq and is a predicted model, not a curated record. The transcript has 4 exons.
AUGAAAAUACAGAUCACUCUUCUUUUAACUUUAUUAUCAAUUAUUGGUUAUGUUCAAUGCCAACCACAAUACCUUCAAUUCCUUUGGGAAUCACCAUAUUAUGAUAUAACAUUUGGUGCAAUUUCAUUGGCUGAUGGAUCAAUCAAUGCAAAUUUCACAGUUCCAAAUCAAGAAGAAGAGAUUCUUUAUGGUUUCUUGACAACUCAAGCUCAAGAUGAUCGUGGUACCUUUUUGAUGCUUACUUCAAAUCAAAAUAAUGAAAUGUCUGUUACUGCUUUUACUCCAAAUAAUUAUACAAUCUCUGAUUUAUAUCAAUCAGGUAGUACAUUUUUGUUUGAUUUUACAUUCCAACCAAUCUAUUGGGAUACUGAAAAUGAAAUUGCCUAUAUUGCUGGAGUUAGAUCAAGUGGUAUUCCUGCCAUCGCUUUAUUAACUUUUGGUUUUGGUCAAAAUGCAAAUGCUGAACCAAUUGUUCUUGUCCAACCAAAUACAAAGGGAUCAAAUAUUGCACCAGUUGGAUCAUAUGAUCCUUCUACCAAUUCAUUCUAUGUUUACUUUUCAAGUCAAGAUAAAUCACAAACCAUGGUAAAGUACUCAUUUGCUAGUCAAACAGUUACCAACCAAACACUUCAAGGUACUGUCAACAAAUUCAUUGGUAUCACUCAAUUAUAUGCUUACAAUGGUCAAUUGUUUGUUUGUCGUUCUGUUUACAAACAUGGUGCAGAGAUUCUGUUGGUUGAUUUUGAAACAGGUGCCAUGAAGCCAGUUUACAACAACAAAACUUCAAAGCCAAGUCUUAAAGGAUCCAACUCGGUUCAACCAUUUGUAUUUGAUCCAGUUACAGGUACUAUCACCAUAUUAAACGUUAUUGGUUCUAAACUCCAUUAUGAUAUUCUUGACUUGACCAGCUUUACUGUCACCACUGCUGUCAUUCCAAAUAAUCUUCCAUCUGAAACAUUUAUCAUUGCUGCUUACCAACCUCAAUAA